AUGGCCAGCCAUAAGGAGUACUCGGAGGAGUUCCUCCAAGAGUCAAAACAGGCUAUGGUUUACACCAUCACUGCGGUGUUCAUGUCUCUUGAGACGCUUGCGGUUGCACUGCGCUAUACCUCCAAAGCAGUUGGCCGCCUGAAAUUUGGUUGGGAUGACGGUCUCAUCGGUCUUGCGUAUGUGCUCUGCAUGGCCACGGCGGCCUGUGUAAUGGCGGACGUGACUUAUGGCGGCGUCGGCCUCCACGAAGCGCGCGUCCUCCAGAUUGAUCCAGAGAUGAUUGUGGUUUGGGGAAAGUUCAUCAUUAUCAUCCCGCUCCUAUACACGGGUACCGUCGUCCCUCAGAAGCUUUCUAUCUUAUACUUAUACCUCAGCAUUUUCACUCAGAAGGCGUUUCGCAUCAUCUGCUACGUCACUGGAGCCAUAAUCCUCGCAAAUUGGAUCGCGACCUUCGUGGCCGGCUGCCUUUCUUGCCAGCCCCUCAGCUAUUUCUGGACCAAACAGGGCCGUUGUUUCGAUAUCAACAGUUUUUUCCGCUGGGCUGGGUUCGCCAAUAUCCUUACAGAUGUCAUCAUGUUGAUCCUCCCGAUUCCAGUUGUCUGGCAGCUUCAUGCCUCAGUUCGACUCAAACUGGGAAUCCUGUUCACAUUGCUGCUGGGAAGUGUAGGCCUUAUCUCCUCCAUCCUCCGAUUCUACACCUUCUACGUGACCGACGCUGCGACAGACGGAACCUGGUCAGCCGUCGAACUCGUCAUCUGGACCGUUGUUGAGGGUGGUACCUAUCUCAUUGCGGCAUGCCUGCCGACAUACCGUCCCCUGAUGAAGCUUGUCUGGCGGAAAUUGAACCUCACGACCAGAAAUGACUCUCGGGAAACGAACCCACAACAAAGCGGUGGAAGUGGAAUUCGGCCCGUCUUCGACCGCAAGGGCCAUACCAAGUUCAAGCGCAUGACGGACUCGAUGCAUGAUGAAGAGGAUGCCAUUGGGCUCGUCGAGCUGGGCCAGCAUUGUUCUCACAUGCCUAAAGAUCAGAUCGUGGUGGAUCGGAGAUUUAGCGUGCACGGAUCAAAUUGA
This is a messenger RNA of Aspergillus tanneri, 1074 nucleotides long. RefSeq lists its product as uncharacterized. Lineage: Eukaryota; Fungi; Ascomycota; Eurotiomycetes; Eurotiales; Aspergillaceae. The record is from RefSeq and is a predicted model, not a curated record. The coding region runs from base 1 to 1074 and encodes 357 amino acids. The transcript has 3 exons.